UUUUAGUUUAUAUUUCUUCGUCCACUGUUGGCUUCGUCUGUCACUCUCUUUCUCCCAGCGGCAACAAACAAAACAAAGCUAACUCCUUACUUCUUUCACUAAUCCAAUGAACGAACAAACACCUCUCUCUCUAGGGUUUGGAGUUUCGACACCAUGACGAGGGAGAAGCGUUUUGCGCCAUAAUUCUUGUAGGGUUUUUUGCUCUUCCUUCAUGCCAAUUCCAUUCACUGCGUAACAGAGAGAGUUCCGUUCACUCAUUGUGAUCGAACCAGAUUCGGUUUUCACCCUCGCACGAAGUAGGGAUUGUUGUUUCGUGCGCGGAAUUUGGUUCUGCGAAGGGAAUUCGUUGUUUAUUUCGUUUGCUUGCUGAGGUAGGAGGAUUAUAGGCACUACCGUAUGUAGAUAGUUACGUGUUAUUUGAAUUGUACUCUGGUGGGCGAAUGUUGCUUGGAGCUGCAUAAUGAUAGUUGCUGUGGAUUUGAAUGCCUCACCUGUGCCAGAGGACGAUGAAGAUGAUUUUGGCCGCCAGGUUGAAGAGUACCGUACACCAGAAGAGCGUGUGGAAUCUGCAGUUGAUAUUGCUCACCAGGAAUGUGAAGAAAGAAAAAGAAAGUUGAAAAGAGAACAUUCAGAUGACAAACCUGUGCAAGUAUCACAAUCACCUGGACAUGAUCAGUUAUUUCAUACUAAGAUUCUUAAAUCAUAUGAUAGAAGUAAGCUUCCUCCCGGUUGGUUGGAUUGCCCUUCAUUUGGCCAGGAAAUUUAUUGCAUGAUACCAUCCAAGGUUCCACUUGGUGAAUCAUUCAAUGAUGACAUCAUUCCUGGUAAAAGAUACUCAUUUAAACAAGUGAUACAUCAACAGAGAGUUUUAGGGAGAAAGCUUGAUCUGGUAAUUGAUUUGACGAAUACUUCUCGAUACUAUUCAGUAGCAGAUUUAAAGAAAGAGGGUAUCAAGUAUGUUAAGAUUCAAUGCAAGGGCCGUGAUUCUGUACCUGAUAAUUUAUCUGUUAAUCAUUUUGUCUAUGAGGUUAUGCAAUUUCUAUUACGUCAAAAACACUCGAGGAAGCAUAUACUUGUUCAUUGUACACAUGGUCAUAAUCGUACAGGAUACAUGAUCAUCCAUUAUCUGAUGCGCUCAAUGUCAAUGUCUGUUACUCAGGCAAUAAAAAUAUUUUCUGAUGCACGCCCUCCGGGAAUCUAUAAACCUGAGUACAUUGAUGCAUUGUAUGCAUUUUAUCAUGAAAAAAAGCCUGAAAUGAUAGUUUGUCCUCCUACCCCCGAGUGGAAGAGAACUCCUGAACUUGUUGAUCUAAAUGGUGAAGCAAUGCCAGAUGAUGAUGAUGAUGGAGUACCAGGCUCUCCUUUGCAUGUAUGGGAGAAUCAUGUGACUGACACUAUAAUGAGAAAUGAUGAUGUUUUGGGAGAUGAGAUACCUAAUGAUCAGCAAGAUGCAUUUCGUCAGUUCUGCUUUCGAACACUCAAACUAGGUGUUGGGGCCAGAGGGCACAUGCAAUUUCCAGGGUCACACCCAGUUUCUUUAAACAGGGAGAAUUUACAACUGUUACGACAACGUUAUUAUUAUGCAACAUGGAAAGCUGAUGGAACAAGAUAUAUGAUGCUAAUAACUAUGGACGGAUGUUACUUGAUUGAUAGAAGCUUCAAUUUUCGAAGGGUUCAAAUGAGGUUUCCUUGCAGGAUUACAAAGGAUGGCAUGGCUGAGAAGACACACCACUUCACAUUGCUUGAUGGGGAGAUGAUUAUUGAUACAUUGCCAGAUUCCAAAAAGCAGGAAAGGAGAUACCUCAUAUAUGAUCUGAUGGCAAUCAAUGGAGUAUCAGUAAUAGAGCGACCAUUUUAUGAACGGUGGAAGAUGCUAGAGAAAGUUAUUGAACCCAGGAAUCAGGAACGGUUCCAGAGUAGAAAUCCUUACUAUAGAUAUGACAUGGAGCCAUUCCGGGUGAGGAGAAAAGAUUUUUGGCUGCUCUCUACUGUCACAAAGCUUUUAAGCGAAUUCAUUCCGAAACUCUCACAUGAUGCAGAUGGUCUCAUAUUUCAGGGAUGGGAUGAUCCUUACAUACCUCGCACUCACGAAGGCCUCUUGAAGUGGAAAUAUGCUGAGCUGAAUUCAGUUGAUUUUCUCUUUGAGAUUGAUAACGAUUGUCAGCUACUUCUUCUGUAUGAACGUGGAAAAAGGAAGCUCUUGGAAGGCUAUAGGGUUGCAUUUGAAGGUUUGGAUCCCUUGCAUUAUUCCGGAAAGAUCAUUGAGUGUUCUUGGGAUUCUGACAGACAGGAAUGGAUAUUCAAGCGAAUCAGAACAGAUAAAUCAACACCAAAUGACUUUAAUACUUAUAGAAAGGUGAUGCGAAGUAUAAGAGACAAUAUCACAGAGGAUGUCCUGUUGAAUGAAAUAAAUGAGAUAAUUUGCCUUCCCUUGUAUGCAGACAGGAUAAGAAUUGAUAGCAAAGCCCAUAUCCACACCAAUAUGGCACGGCGAAGGUAAUCAAUCAGAAAUUCUGUGCCUGUAAUUUUUUGAUUGGUGGGAGAAUUGCAUGUGGAAAGUGUUACAUCAGGUGUAAACAAGAUCAAAUGUAUCUAGUAUCUACUGACGUCCGCCUGUGGCCAUCAUCCAAAGGUUCUUCACAUUAUGUAAUUAGUUAGUCUUACAACUCCUUAGUUGAUGCUGCAGUUGGUAAAGCUCAAAUUCAUGCAUGUAGAGUUAGGCUUAGGAUCUCAGUGUAAAUCAUCUUAUACAUUUUCUUUCAAGUAAUAACUUGUUCAAAGGGUAGCUGUUUGUUAGGGUUAAGCUCCAUUUCAUUGGUUAGAAUUUUCCCUGUAUGUGAAUAUAAAAACAUGGGAAAUACUAACGAGCUUUCCAUUUUCCCCAGUGCGGAUGUUAUUCUGCAUUUUGCCUUCUCUGUAAAUUAUGUUAGGCUGUGCUGAAACCCACUGCAGCUUAUUCUUCUCUAGCAACUUAUUGUAGUUGUAGUAUUCUGGAAGGGUGUAGGGGGAGGCAGUUGGGUUUUGAAAAUGUUUGUCAGGAGUGAAGAUUUGAAUGGGAUUAAGAAAAGGGGAAGUGGAAAAGGGAUCAAAUGCUCAUUUCAAUUCUUUUCUAAAUAAUUAUGACAUUACUGAAAAAAAA
Molecule: messenger RNA, 3139 nt
Organism: Glycine soja
Lineage: Eukaryota; Viridiplantae; Streptophyta; Magnoliopsida; Fabales; Fabaceae
Product: mRNA-capping enzyme-like
Exons: 18
Coding region: 461-2500 (679 amino acids)
Biological process (GO): DNA repair; DNA recombination; 7-methylguanosine mRNA capping
Molecular function (GO): mRNA 5'-triphosphate monophosphatase activity; DNA ligase (ATP) activity; mRNA guanylyltransferase activity
Source: RefSeq, a predicted model, not a curated record